Coccinella septempunctata (seven-spotted ladybird) is the source of this 1675-nucleotide messenger RNA. RefSeq names its product damage-control phosphatase ARMT1-like. Gene Ontology annotation, molecular function: phosphatase activity. NCBI's taxonomy places the organism in Eukaryota, Metazoa, Arthropoda, Insecta, Coleoptera, Coccinellidae. Gene Ontology annotation, cellular component: nucleus; cytoplasm. The record is from RefSeq and is a predicted model, not a curated record. The coding region runs from base 156 to 1583 and encodes 475 amino acids. The transcript is spliced from 6 exons. Gene Ontology annotation, biological process: DNA damage response.
GAUUUUUCAUUUCGAAAUUUCCGUCAUCAUUCCGUCUCCUUCAAAAUUCUAAAAAUUAUAGUAAUUCAACAAGGUCUCUAAAGGUCAAAUAGUUCCAGCAAUCGCAUUUAAAUUUCAGUAUUCAAUUUUGAUUAACAUCUCAUUAUUUCGAAAAGAUGGCACUAAAAGCGUCUCGUCCUUGCUUCUGCGCGUAUAAUAGAACCAUGGAUCUAAGAACCCCAAGAAAUGUUAAAUUAACAGCGUUUUUCCGAAGAAGUUUUGCAUUUCGGACAGUUCGAGAUAGAUUACCUGUAAUUCUAACCAAAACUAUUGAUAGUUUAUCUCAGAAAAAAGAUGAUAUCGCAAAAGAGUAUGGAAGUGAAGCAAGAGACGAAAUUAAGACCGUAGUGGGAAAGCUCUCUAGACUCAAAUAUGAAAUUCAAACUAACAAACCAUUAAAAAAUAUAAGAUCUCAAGCUCCUGAUGCAGCAAUUUAUAACGAAUACAUUCGAGAACGAGAUGGAAUGGAAGGAGUACCCACCCCUUUUCAUACCGUUUGGCUGUUGGUCGAAUGCUACAUGUAUAGAAAAAUUUGGGAAGCAUUUGAGAAAACGAAAUACCUGAAGGAUUUUGAUCCCUUCCGAUUCAAUAAAGAGGAACUCUUCCGUAGUGGGGUUCCCCAAAUAAAAGAAACGUUGGCUCAACUGCAAAAUUUUGCUAAGAAUCCCCUUGCUAACAAAGAAGAUUUUUGUACUUUAUUACAGAUCAAUCUCUGGAGUAACAAAUGCGACUUGUCGUUAAGUCCAGAUGGGGUGAAUCCAAUCCUAGGUGAUCAAUUGUCUGAGUUGUCAAAAAAUGUCCUGGUUAAUGAUUCUGAAAAAAUAUGGAAUGCACUUCAAAGUUCAGAGGGGGAAGCCAUAGAUAUCAUUCUGGAUAAUGCAGGAGCAGAAUUGCUUUCAGAUCUGUGUGUAGCUCAUUAUUUAACUGAAAAAAAUUUAGUUAAAAAGGUGAAUUUUCACGUCAAAUCCUUGCCGUGGUUCAUGUCUGAUGUAAUGCUCAAGGAUAUCAAAUGGAUGUUGAAAGAGAUGAGCGAAAACGAGUGUGAAUUAUUGAAGUCGUUUGGAGAGAUUUGGUCGAAAAAUUUCGAAAAUAACACUUGGUCAAUAAAAUCCAGCGAUUUCUGGACACUGCCAGUAGAAUUUGAAAUGAUGCAUAAAUAUGAUAGAGAAUUGUACAAGCACCUGGCGUUGUCCAAACUUAUUAUAUUCAAGGGAGAUCUGAACUACAGAAAAUUAUUCAGGGAAAUGUUUUGGUGCGCCGAAACACCUGUUGCUGAUGCUCAAGGCCAAUUUGCACCAGCUCGGCUUUGUGCCAUUAGAACAUGUAAAGCAGAAAUUAUUUGUGGUUUACCAAACAAUUUGGCUGAUGAGUUAGAUGUGAAAGAUCCGUUAUGGAUGGAAAGUGGGAAUUAUGGGGUUAUUCAGUUUUCUGACAAGAUUGUGCCGCUCAUGGAUGAGGAGGACCUUGAUAAUUUGAAAGAUAUGUUUCAUUACUGGACUCCUACAAAAAAAGAUAUAGCGGUUGCCAUUACAUGUGAUGCUUGAUUCGAUUUAUUUUUGUUCAUUCACGAAUCAUACUCUUCUUAUUGAAUUUCUACUUUUUCAAAGUUUAUAAUGAAUAAAAUCGUUGAAACCAA